GAAGUUACUCACUGUUAAUGAUGCAAACAGUUGAUGUUAGUUACCAGUUAGUAAUAUGUCAAAUAGUGAUAAAUAAUCUGAGGGCGGCUGACGGGUGUUAUACUCUUACUAGUACUACCCUAGCGUUGUGCAAGAUUUUUUACGACAAAUAUUUGUUACUAGUAGUAAUAUUUUUAGUUUUAGUGCCAGUAUCAAAUGUAUGGCCUAAACCUAGACUUGAAUUUUCGGAAAAAGCAGGUAAUAUUUAAAUUGAAAAUAAUACAUUGAUAACUGAAAAGUGGCAUCAGCAAUUUUUUCUACAUUACAGUUGCACAAGAAAGCUGUGACUUUUUGAUGGACAUUAAGCUAAAGAAAUUGAUAUGCAUGCAGAACUACUGAUAAGUAACUGAUUUGGAGUCACUUUUUUGUGCACUUAAUGCUGUAACAUGAAACGAGUUGAUUUAAAAAUUGUGCUGCUUGGAAAGGAGUAUGGUGGUAAGACAAGUUUGUUGGAACGAUAUCUAUAUGAUCAUUUCCAUGGUGAUCUUCCGUACCAGAAUACUAUUGGUGCUGCUUUUGGAGCAAAAAAGAUUCAGCUUGAUGACAAACAGAUAACAAUGGGAAUUUGGGAUACUGCUGGAAGUGAACGAUAUGAAGCAAUGAGUAAGAUAUAUUAUCGAGGUGCCAAAGCAGCUAUUGUCUGUUAUGACCUCACAGAUAGCAGCAGUUUUGAAAGGGUUAAAUUUUGGGUGGAUGAAUUAAAGAAAUUUGAGGAGGAUUGUAUGAUUUACCUAUGUGGAACAAAAAAAGACUUAGUUCAGGAGGACCGGCAAUGCAGGAAAAUUGAUUACCACACUACCACUGACUAUGCUGAUGAGAUUGGUGCUAAUCUUUUUGAAACAUCUAGUAAGACAGGGGAAUGUGUUCGGGAGCUGUUCACGCAAAUAGCAAUGGAUUUUGUGAAUAAAUAUGUGCCUUCUUCAAAAGAAAAAAAUGAAGAUUUAAUUUUAGAAAGUCCAGGAAAGAAGUCCACAUUCUGUUGUUCAAGCUAAGGAUACCCUACCUUGGAAGAAGAAAGUAUUAAACAAUACAUAUCAUUUACGUUCAUGUAAAAAAAAAUAGAGAGAACAUCUCCAAGAUCAAGUUUUUGAACAGUGAAUAGAAAUGCCAAUAUAUUACAUAUAGUUGGUUACAGUAUGUUGAUGCCUAGGAGGUUGUUCCAACAGAACUGAAGCCUGCCACUGAAUAUAAAAUUGAACUGGGUGAUCGUGACAAAUAUUAAGCAAGUGUUGUGUAAUAUUAGUGCCUUCUAUUAUUUAGUAAAUUUUGAAUGUUGACUUGAACUAUUUGUGCAAGUAUAAUUAUUAAUAUUAUAAAAUACUGGGGUGUCUUGCUGUUAUUCUUUAUGGCAUAUAACAAUAAUUUAGUUUUUGGAAUAUCCAAAUUUGUAUCAAGUUGGUAAUCAUUGUGGAAAUAUGUGAUUUGACAUAGAUUUUGUUUUUAUCUAUAAUUUGGAGUGAUUUCCUUUACACACACAUACACACAGAUAUAUAUAUAUUUAUAUAUAUAUAUAACUUUCACUAUUUCCCAUCUUCGGGGAGUGGUGAUUAAAACCUUCAGGGAAUAUUUGUCCAUUUUUUAACAUAAAAAAAGAUAUAGUGCAAUAGCUUUUUUACAUUAUUAAUUUUACUAGUACCUUAUUCUUUUGCUCAUUUUGUAACGUGAGUUAACUUGAAGUUGAUUUAAUCCAUUACUUCUCCAACAACCACUUAAUUAGAAAUGUAUUUAGAGUUUCUCCUGAUUAAAGAAGAGGAAUGAUUGUUCGACUUCUAGAAAGAAACAAGGUCCUCAAUUGAGGUAUUAAUACUGGUAGUGGUUACCUGCAUGAAGGUUUUCUACGUACCAAUCAACUAUUACAGUGCAAAAAUAUAAACAAAAUAAUUCAAUAUUUCAACAAUACUUAUUUCAACAAUAAGUUGUUGGUAGAAUUAUUUAUAAUAAUGUUUAACUUGUUGCUAAUGGAAGACAUGUUAGGUUUUUAGUAUUUUUACUGGAGCAGUGUAUACAUUAGAAUGUUUAUUAUAACUCUGUAGAAACAUCACUGUUAAAAAUGAAUUUUUCUUCUUUUUUUUUGGCUUUUUUUUUUUAAUCUUUCAAAAUGAAGUUUCUUUCUAAGUUUUCGUUUUAGUAAUGAGAGAUGUUAUAAGCCAAGAACACAGAAAGCCUCUAGUGGAUUAAUUUGGUAUGUUCUCACUCACACAACAAACACAGCUGUGAAAAAGGUUAUUUGGGUUCAGUUUUUUUUUUUUUGUUUGUGCAUCUGUUUUGUAACGACUGAAACCUAGUUAAAAUAUUAAUAAAAAUGUUUAGUUGAUAAGUUGAAUAUUCAAAGUUAAUUUCUUCCAGAAACAUCCACUGGUAUUUUUUUAGAUAUGAUUGGUUUGAUAUAAAAUGUAGCAGUUUUUUGUCAUGACUGUAUAAGAUAAAAAUGUGAAACUAAAUGGUUUUAAUUUCUAAA
Molecule: messenger RNA, 2497 nt
Organism: Limulus polyphemus (Atlantic horseshoe crab)
Lineage: Eukaryota; Metazoa; Arthropoda; Merostomata; Xiphosura; Limulidae
Product: ras-related protein Rab-24-like
Exons: 8
Coding region: 426-1031 (201 amino acids)
Molecular function (GO): GTP binding; GTPase activity
Source: RefSeq, a predicted model, not a curated record